ACGAGUUCACAAUGAUCGACUGAAUGAAUGCUCAUUGCAGCAGCCUGGACAGCUCUGGAUCUUGAAUAACAUGUCAUCAUGCAAAUCAUGGAGAAGGCUGAGAAGCAGGAGGAGGACAGGAAGAAGACGGAGAAGGCGCAAAGGAGGAGCAGGAGAAGCAGAAAAAUAAUACAGAUAACAAGCAGCGGCAGGAGGAGAACAGGGAGGAGGAGAAAGAAGAAGAAGAGGAAAGAGGAUGAGGAGAGGGAGGAAAAGAAGAACAAGGAGGAGGAGAGGGAGGAGGAGGAGGAGGAGGACGACGACGACGACGACGAAGACGAAGACGAAGACGAAAAAGGAAAGGAGCAGGAGGAGGUGGUCAUGAGUAGUAGUAGGAAUGAGCCCAGGAGCAGGAGGAGCAGAGAAAGAAGGAGAAUCACAGGAGCACAAGGAGGAGGAGGAAGAGGAGGAGGACGUAAUGAGGAGGAAGAAGAAUGGAAAGGCAGUCCUAUGACCUCUGGGAACCACCCAGAGGCCAACGGCCAAGCAGAGCAGCUGAAUCGCGCUGUACAACACCUGCUGCGGCAUUACAUCAAGCCCAACCAGGUGGAAUGGGAUGAGAAGCUCGCUCUCAUCGCCAGCUUGUACAACAACGUUGUGCACAGCGCCACAGGGGUGAGCCCUAACAGCCUGCUACUAACGUUCAAGCCUAGACUGCCCCUAGACUUUCUAUUACCUGAGAACCAGCAAACUGUUGCACCGGGUACACUAGAAUUUGCUUAUCGAUAUGAACAAACGAUGCAGCAGGCAGUGGAACAAAUGCAGAAAGCACAGGCGGCAAUGAUAGAGUCUGAGAACAAACACUGCCGCCCGUCCACAUUUCAGGUAGGGGACCGAGUCUGGGUCAAGUCCUCAGAACUGGGACAGGAGCAUGGGAUAUCUCGUAAGCUCAUGCCACAGUACUUUGGAACAUCCCUUCCCAUCAACCGGCUGGUGUGUUCACUGGGCAAUUGACCAGAUUUGAACAAAUCUGUAACAAUUGG
Messenger RNA from Chara braunii, 1022 nucleotides. NCBI's taxonomy places the organism in Eukaryota, Viridiplantae, Streptophyta, Charophyceae, Charales, Characeae. The record is from the annotation of a GenBank genome assembly.